GGUGUACUGUAACUUACAUUUCUCUCUAAGAGAAAGAGUAACAAGGAUAAGAACGCACGGGCGAAGGCCAUUGGACGGACGUUUAAAUAUGUAUGACGUACGGAGUCAUGGCAAUUACCAUCUAGAACGAGUUGGCGUCUUAAUUAGGUCGUCUUGUCGACGACAUCGACGACAUCCAUCCACGUCGGUGGUGACGACGCGACACGACGACGACUACGACUACGACAACGACAACGACAACGACAACGACAACGACAACGACAACUACUACGACUACUACGACGACGACGACGACGAAGACGACGAAGACGACGAAGACGAAGACGAAGACGACGAAGACGAAGACGAAGACGACGACACGACGACUAUGUCCGUGACGUUGAACGUCUACGUGUCGACGACCACUCACCCUUUUACCACUUUGACAUUUUCAUCGGGGCUGUGAGAUCUCGUCUCGGUUGGAGAACGUUGAGAAAAAGAAGGAUAAAUGAGCCAUGGAGGGCAGAGCUAUAUAUGGCUAUAACGUUCUCUUUUGCUUUUCUUUUCUUAAAGUACCAACUUCUUCGUAUCGAUCAAGGAUCUGACAUGAAAAAUGAUUUGUGAUCAUG
Vespa mandarinia (Asian giant hornet) is the source of this 608-nucleotide messenger RNA. RefSeq names its product trigger factor-like. The record is from RefSeq and is a predicted model, not a curated record. NCBI's taxonomy places the organism in Eukaryota, Metazoa, Arthropoda, Insecta, Hymenoptera, Vespidae.